Messenger RNA from Hyla sarda, 7475 nucleotides. It is a transcript of the gene DIP2C, whose product is annotated as disco interacting protein 2 homolog C. Bases 539 to 5407 code for a protein of 1622 amino acids. The transcript has 41 exons. NCBI's taxonomy places the organism in Eukaryota, Metazoa, Chordata, Amphibia, Anura, Hylidae. The record is from RefSeq and is a predicted model, not a curated record.
GCAGUGAGGGGGCACGGAGUGCACUGCGUCUUUAAGGUGCACCGUCUAUAUGUGUGCAUGCCUCUGGCCCCGCCCUCCUCCUCUUCCUCACUGGAAAGAGCAGCUCCCAGAGAAUGAUCUGCAGAGCUGCCAGGGUGGGCUGCCCGUCUGCCGCUUUGUGUGCUCUGGCCUGAUGCACUGCAGCCCUGCUCUCCCCGGGAAGUGAAGCCUCGGCACCUCCAUCACUGGCAGCAGAGACAGCAGCAAAUCAGUGCAUUUCCUCUGCAACCCCCCACCCCUCUCCUCCCUUCCCAUGCCUGGCUGAGGAGAGCCUGACAAAGACAGAGCUGAGGGGGGAGACCGAGUGCUGCUGCCUGAACCCCAAUAUAAGGCUGGAGAAUGGCUGACCGCAGCCUGGACAGUGUGUCCCUACCCCUGGAGGUGAGAGCCAGGCUGGCAGAACUGGAGCUGGAGCUGUCUGAAGAUUGCAGGAUCAGUGAAUCCAGAACUGUUUAACCUUCGGGAGAGGAAUAAAAGGCCCAGUCAAAUUCCAUCCAAAAUGGAAAAUCAAUCUUUUAAAGCAGGAUCAGAGAAAUCCCAUGAGCCAGGUCAUCCAUGUAUCUCGGGUCCCUCAGCAAUGAGAUGGCAUGGGAGGUCUUGGAAAACAGCAGCAUUAUGUGACAUCACACAGAAAGGGUAUGAAAAGAAAAGAUCGAAGUUAAUAGGAGCCUAUCUUCCUCAGCUACAAGGGGUGGACCAAGUACUACCACCAGAACGUAGAACUCCCGUUACCCCUUCCUCUUCCUCUAGAUAUCAUCGUCGGCGCUCCUCAGGCUCAAGAGAUGAACGCUAUCGAUCUGAUGUACAUACAGAAGCAGUCCAGGCAGCGCUUGCUAAGCAUAAAGAAAGGAAAAUGGCAGUACCCAUGCCAUCGAAACGUCGCUCCCUUGUGGUGCAAACAUCAAUGGAUGCAUACACACCCCCAGAUACCUCUUCAGGGUCAGAGGAUGAAGGUUCAGUACAAGGUGACUCCCAGGGAACUCCCACCUCAAGCCAAGGAAGUAUAAACAUGGAGCACUGGAUUAGCCAAGCAAUCCAUGGGUCAACCACAUCAACCACUUCUUCCUCUUCAACACAGAGCGGGGGCAGCAGUGCCGCUCACAGAUUAGCAGAUGUCAUGGCCCAGACGCACAUAGGGAAUAGGAGGACAGAUGGACAGUAUCACAUUGUGCAUUCCAUCAAGGAACACUUUCAAAAUGAGUCAUGUGACACAAGUGGUCGCGGCUUUUUCUUAACGUCAAAUGGACAGAAUCAGGCGAGUGCUAAAGGUGCUUCUUGCCACUGGCAAAGCACACCUAAAAAUGAAAACCAUUCAGCCCCUCCAGAUGUUACCACAUACACCUCAGAGCACUCCAUACAAGUGGAACGACCACAGGGAUCAACAUCGCGGGCCACCUCCAAGUAUGGCAAUGCUGAGCUUAUGGAAACAGGAGAUGGUGUCCCUGUAAGCAGUAGAGUGUCUGCAAAGAUCCAGCAACUGGUCAACACCUUAAAAAGACCCAAGCGGCCACCGUUACGGGAGUUCUUUGUUGACGACUUUGAGGAGUUAUUGGAAGUUCAACAGCCUGACCCAAACCAGCCAAAACCAGAAGGAGCGCAGAUGUUAGCCAUGCGAGGAGAGCAGUUGGGAGUAGUCACAAACUGGCCGCCUUCAUUAGAAGCAGCACUACAGCGAUGGGGAACCAUAUCACCUAAAGCGCCCUGCCUUACCACUAUGGAUACAAAUGGAAAACCACUCUACAUAUUGACAUAUGGAAAACUAUGGACUAGAAGUAUGAAGGUUGCCUACAAUAUAUUACAUAAACUGGGAACUAAACAGGAGCCGAUGGUCAGGCCUGGAGACAGGGUGGCCCUCGUUUUUCCAAAUAAUGACCCUGCUGCGUUUAUGGUAGCGUUUUAUGGCUGUCUAUUAGCUGAAGUUGUUCCAGUUCCCAUUGAAGUGCCACUUACAAGGAAGGAUGCAGGAAGCCAGCAGAUUGGAUUUUUGCUAGGAAGCUGUGGAGUUACUGUGGCCUUGACUAGUGAUGCCUGUCAUAAAGGACUGCCAAAGAGUCCAACGGGGGAGAUACCACAAUUCAAAGGUUGGCCAAAGCUGCUCUGGUUUGUCACAGAAUCAAAACAUCUAUCCAAACCUCCUCGCGAUUGGUUUCCACAUAUCAAGGAUGCAAAUAAUGACACUGCCUAUAUAGAAUAUAAAACGUGUAAAGAUGGCAGCGUGCUGGGGGUAACAGUGACUAGAAUAGCGCUCCUCACACAUUGCCAGGCGCUCACACAGGCCUGUGGAUACACGGAAGCGGAAACCAUUGUGAAUGUUUUGGAUUUCAAGAAAGAUGUGGGGCUCUGGCACGGAAUUUUGACGAGUGUCAUGAACAUGAUGCAUGUGAUCAGCAUCCCGUACUCCCUCAUGAAAGUCAAUCCCUUGUCGUGGAUACAGAAAGUUUGCCAGUACAAAGCAAAAGUGGCAUGUGUGAAGUCAAGGGACAUGCACUGGGCCCUGGUUGCACAUCGGGAUCAACGAGACAUCAACCUCUCCUCAUUACGCAUGUUGAUUGUGGCGGAUGGAGCAAAUCCUUGGUCCAUUUCUUCUUGUGACGCUUUCCUCAAUGUCUUCCAAAGUAAAGGCCUGCGGCAAGAAGUCAUUUGUCCUUGUGCCAGUUCACCAGAGGCUCUUACUGUAGCCAUAAGGAGGCCGACUGAUGACAGCAACCAGCCUCCGGGAAGAGGGGUAUUAUCAAUGCAAGGACUCACCCAUGGAGUCAUUAGGGUGGACUCGGAAGAAAAACUAUCUGUACUCACUGUGCAAGAUGUCGGGACAGUGAUGCCUGGUGCUAUUAUGUGUUCGGUGAAACCCGAUGGGAUCCCACAGCUAUGUCGGACAGAUGAGAUAGGAGAGCUGUGUGUGUGCGCGCUCGCUACAGGCACAUCUUAUUACGGUCUGUCCGGUAUGACCAAGAAUACCUUUGAGGUUUUCCCAAUGACAAGCUCAGGAGCACCAAUAAGUGAAUAUCCGUUCAUAAGGACUGGCCUUCUUGGAUUUAUUGGACCAGCUGGGCUGGUGUUUGUUGUGGGAAAAAUGGAUGGCCUGAUGGUUGUGAGUGGAAGGAGACACAACGCUGAUGACAUAGUAGCAACGGCACUCGCGGUGGAACCAAUGAAGUUUGUCUACAGAGGAAGGAUAGCCGUCUUUUCAGUGAACGUCCUGCAUGAUGAGAGGAUAGUUAUUGUGGCUGAGCAGCGGCCGGAUUCCACAGAGGAGGAUAGCUUCCAGUGGAUGAGCAGAGUUCUACAGGCAAUCGAUAGUAUACAUCAAGUUGGAGUGUACUGUCUAGCUCUAGUACCAGCAAACACACUCCCCAAAACCCCUUUAGGUGGUAUUCACCUGUCAGAGACCAAGCAACUGUUCCUCGAGGGGUCACUCCAUCCGUGCAAUGUGCUCAUGUGUCCUCACACGUGUGUCACGAACCUUCCGAAACCAAGACAGAAACAGCCAGAAAUCGGCCCUGCCUCUGUGAUGGUGGGGAACCUGGUCUCUGGUAAGAGGAUCGCACAAGCCAGCGGAAGGGAUCUGGGACAGCUAGAGGACAAUGAUCAGGCCAGAAAGUUCUUAUUCUUGUCUGAAGUUCUACAAUGGAGAGCGCAAACAACUCCUGAUCAUGUGCUUUAUACAUUAUUGAACUCAAGGGGAACUAUAGCGAACUCUCUGACAUGCAGCCAGCUACAUAAACGGGCGGAGAAGAUAGCAGUGAUGUUGAUGGAAAGGGGACACUUACAAGAUGGAGAUCAUGUGGCUCUUGUCUAUCCUCCAGGAAUAGAUCUGAUUGCAGCAUUUUAUGGCUGUCUGUAUGCCGGUUGUGUGCCAAUAACAGUGCGACCUCCACACCCUCAGAACAUUGCAACAACGCUGCCUACGGUGAAGAUGAUUGUUGAGGUGAGCCGUUCUGCCUGCUUAAUGACUACGCAACUCAUCUGUAAACUGUUACGGUCAAGGGAAGCAGCAGCAGCCGUGGAUAUUAGAACGUGGCCGCCGAUCCUGGAUACUGAUGAUUUGCCAAAGAAAAGACCAUCCCAAAUCUACAAACCCUCAGACCCGGAGACGUUGGCUUACCUUGAUUUUAGUGUAUCUACAACUGGAAUGCUUGCUGGGGUGAAGAUGUCCCAUGCAGCCACUAGUGCCUUCUGUCGAUCCAUUAAACUUCAGUGUGAGCUCUACCCUUCUAGAGAGGUGGCUAUUUGUCUGGAUCCUUACUGUGGACUGGGCUUUGUCCUUUGGUGCCUCUGUAGCGUAUAUUCAGGACACCAGUCUAUUCUGAUUCCCCCCUCAGAGCUGGAGAUCAAUCCUGCCUUGUGGCUUCUUGCUGUCAGUCAGUACAAAGUCAGAGACACAUUUUGUUCCUACUCUGUAAUGGAACUUUGUACCAAGGGACUUGGAUUACAGACUGAAUCCCUAAAGGCAAGGGGCUUGGACCUCUCUAGAGUACGGACUUGUGUGGUAGUGGCUGAGGAGCGCCCUCGAAUAUCUUUAACCCAAUCAUUCUCCAAAUUAUUUAAAGACCUGGGUCUGCAUCCGAGGGCCGUAAGCACAUCAUUUGGCUGCCGUGUUAAUCUAGCCAUAUGUUUACAGGGAACAUCUGGACCAGAUCCAACAACUGUGUAUGUGGAUAUGAGAGCAUUAAGACAUGACCGAGUUCGUUUGGUAGAAAGAGGGUCUCCGCACAGUUUGCCUCUCAUGGAAUCAGGAAAAAUCCUUCCAGGUGUUCGAAUAAUCAUCGCAAAUCCUGAAACAAAGGGACCGCUUGGAGACUCUCAUCUUGGCGAGAUUUGGGUUCAUAGCGCUCACAAUGCCAGUGGCUACUUCACAAUUUAUGGAGAUGAGUCCCUGCAGUCUGAUCACUUCAGUUCUAGGCUUAGCUUUGGAGACACGCAAACUGUAUGGGCAAGAACGGGUUACCUGGGUUUCUUGAGAAGAACGGAACUAACAGAUGCUAAUGGAGAAAGGCACGAUGCUCUUUAUGUGGUUGGGGCACUGGAUGAAGCAAUGGAGCUACGGGGGAUGAGAUAUCACCCAAUUGAUAUAGAAACAUCUGUGAUCAGAGCCCACAAGAGUGUUACAGAAUGUGCUGUGUUUACCUGGACAAAUUUGUUGGUCGUUGUUGUAGAACUUGAUGGCUCUGAACAGGAAGCCCUGGAUCUGGUACCACUAGUCACCAACGUGAUCUUGGAGGAACAUUAUCUUAUUGUAGGUGUGGUCGUAGUGGUGGACAUUGGUGUCAUUCCUAUCAACUCCCGUGGAGAGAAACAGCGUAUGCACCUGCGAGAUGGGUUUUUGGCAGAUCAGCUGGACCCCAUAUAUGUGGCCUACAACAUGUAGUCUUGUAAUUUUAAAGGCUUCCAUGGACUUCACAAUAGAUGUAUAAAUUUUUUGUGUCCACUAAAAAAAAAAAAAAAAAACAACAAAAAAAAAUUACAAACUUGCAAAUAGGGGAUUUAACCUUUGUUCAAAAUGGAUCAGUUUUUGUCAUUUUAACUUUCCAAUUUCUCAAAAUUGGGCAGACAGAAUGUGAAAUGUGCUUUUUGUUUUUACCACUACAUUUUAGCACCAAGAGACUUUUUUGUUAAGGUACUUUGCUGCCUCCAUUUGACAGGCUGAGAACUAUUCAGGUCUCCAUUGCACGAAGACCUGUGUGACCCUCAGCUUUUGUAUUAUUAUUUUAAAUGCCAGUUUUUAAAAGAGAAAAAUUUUAUUUUGCUUUUUUGUUUUGUUUUUGAUGCUAGACUGACCCCAUUGUUUUCAUUAUGUAGCUUUGUACUUUAUGAAGGAUUAUUUUUGAAUGGAAUGAAAUUGGCUGAAAACUUUUUAAAGUGACAGGAUUGUUGCAUUGUUCACAUCUGUGUGUCGGAGACAAUUGGAGAAGCUAGUCCUGUUAUUUACAAAAUGAAAAGUGGUACGAAAACACACAAAAAAACAACAACUCCAAUUUCAUAAUGAUACACCAUGCAUAAGAAGGAUCGAAAUCACAGUUUUAGCUUUUUUGAGUACUGGAUUGAAGCCAAAGUUUGUAAGCUGCUAAUCUGUCCAGUGUUUUAACCCCUUAAUAUAAGAGUUGAGGUUUUUAUUUUAUUUUGUAUUUCUCCGUCUGAUACAGCAAGGAAAGAUAACUGGUUGCAAACCAUUAAGUGGGCUUUAAUGUGUCCUCCUGCAACCAAAAAAAACCAGACUACUGUAGAAAGUCUUUAUUUAAUGUUUAUUAUUUUUUUGCCUUCUUGGGGCUUAAGAAUGAUGGAGGUUAUAUGUUGUAACCUAACAAUCUGAAUUCUUCAACCCCAAGAGGGUUUACAUAGCAAUUCCUAAGUAAGCACACAAAUUUAAAAAAUAAAUUGCUGUUCAUCUCAGAUUGAGAGUAAUAUACCUAGCGAUUGUUAAAAAUAAAAACAUAGUAUGCAUUAGGUGGACUUUGGCAAGUAUCUUUGUACUGAACUAAAAAGAUAAAAUAAGUUAACUCUCCAUAUGUAAUUAUGUAUAAAAUGUUUAAUUUAUUUUGAUCUCUUUAGAAGUAUAAAACAAAAAACAGCAUUCAAGAAAGUAAACUUCUUGUAAUGUUUGCUAAUAUAAAAAAAAAGCGUUGUAUUAUCUUGAGUGGAUAGUAUCACAUCAAAUAUAUAUAUAUGAAAUUAUAAAUUCACUAAUGGGUUAUGCGGGAAGGGAUAUAUUUUAAUGUUUACGAUGCAGUACGUGUCACUUGCAUGGUGUCUCCCACUGUAUAUAACUGGGUGUUAUUCACAAUCUUUGUUCAAAAAAACAAAAAAAAAACUGCAAUCGUGGAUUGCCUGUGUUCCCGUAUACAAGAUUACUCUAGAUACCAGCAAGUGGAUUUUUAAAUACCAUCCUUUAGAUGGUGUACAAAACGUAUGUCUGAUAUGCACUAUCAUUUUUCUUUUUCCUAGAGAAGCAACAGUAGAUACAAUUGUAUAAUGUGUGUGCCGAUUGGAGGAUGCAAUCGAUAGUAUGUGGGGGAAAAAAAUCAUGUUGAGGAAUGUUUUGGUUUUCAGAAAUGUCAUAGUUGUGUCAUCAUCAGCGUGCUGCCUCACAUCUUCCAUCGGCGUUCAAUGUUGUCUACAUUGGAAUAAUAACAUUAAGAAUCAAAUUUCUAUUUUACACAGUCCAACCCAGAUUUCGAAGUCCCAAAUUUGAAAUUAAAAGCCACCUAAGAAUGAAAAAGCAUCGAUCAUGUUUUGUUUUUUAUGUACAUGAUACAUGGAGGAUCGUUUUGUUUGUUUACAUCUAUGAAUAAGAUUUACGUCAUAGCUGCCUCAUUCUAAAUUCUGUGUAAAAUGUUUAGUUCUGUUCUCAGAAAUGACUUUUUGUAAUUGUGUUCAAUACAGAGAAUACAGAAAAUCUUCUCACAGGGUAACACAAAUAAAAAAGAACUUUGGAUCAA